CCUUAUCAGUGUGAUGAUUUGAUUGACAACCGGGAAGUCAUGGACCACCUGAACAGGAAUGUUCCGGAACGCGGCCGACAGACUCACCAGGUCCUGCAGGGCACUCCGUUAGACCUUAUCGAGACAGGCAAGACGCUCAAAGUCCAAGCAGAGCGCCCUCAUCUGGUGAGUCUGGGGAGUGGUCGUCUGAGUACCGCCAUCACGUUACUACCACUGCCUGAGGGAAAAACCAGUAUAGGUCAUGGAAACACAGACAUCAGUAUCCAGGGGCCAGGUGUUGCUUCCAAACACUGUUACAUUGAGAACAAGGCAGGAGCCAUCAUCCUCCACCCGUGUGGAAACCAGUGCUCCGUGGACGGCCUCCCAGUCACUAAACCAGUGCAGCUUUCACAAGGUUGUAUGCUUUGUUUUGGUCAGUCUUCAUUUUUCCGGUUCAACCACCCAGAGGAGGCCCUUAGGAUGAAGAGCAUGCUGCCAGCAGGAAGUCCCGGCCCCACUGGAGCCUUUAAGGGCCAAUCAGAUGGCCUUCUGAAUGGUAACCACCAGCCGGUUCCCCGUGAGCGAGUCCGGCCCGGACACGGAACCUUGGUCCGCUCUAUCGAAAAGAACCUGCAGGAUAUCAUGGACUCCCUGUCAAUGGACGAUUCUCAAGCGUCCGCGUCUUCCGCACCCCGAAAACUCACCCACAACCCCAUCCCUCAGUCACCCCUGUCCCCCGUGUUAAACGGGGGCGGCGGCAACUACCCCCUUUCCCCGCCCACCAGCCCGGGAGAGAUGUCGGUUGGCUCCAGCUACGAGAACGCCACUCCCCCGUUCUCUCCUCUCUCCUCUCCCUCGGUGUCCAGCAGCCCCUUAGACCCAGUCAAUCCUUCCGGAACUUUCCGUGGAUCGACCGGCCACCACGCGGCCCAGGCCCCGGUGCCGCAACCUCGGACCUUGCUGCCGAGAGUUGGUGGCGGCGGUUCUGGCACCCUGAAGGUUCUGGAAAGUCCAAGGUCGAACAGAAAAGCUUCGGCCGAGAGUUCGACAAGCCCCGCUGCCAACUGCAGGGGCUUCGGCCAAGACCCUCUGCUGAGAGGAACCGCGGAGAGUCCACGUUUGGCCCACGGCUACUCCUCAGGAUCCGUCUCCACGGCGUCUGGAGACGCCGGGCCCGUCGGCAGACACGCCAACCCGAGAGUCGCCCCGAAAUCUGCCGCGGCCUCCUCCUCCUCCCCCGCCUCCUCCAGUCCCAGGUCUAGUGUGGGCUCAUCUCUCCAGGAAACCCCUCCUCCUGAUCUCUCUCACCCUCAAUCUCGCUCUCUCUUUCCCCCCGAGAGCCCGAGAUCUGCCCGACGCGCUCCGGACCUGGGCGUCGGCACCAGCCUGCGUGAGCUACCCCCACCAAGUCCCACCACCAAUCGCAAAGGAGUAAUGGGAGUUCCUGUCCUCCCCGGUGCUCUGCCAGGAGUCGCUUUGACCUCCCGCACCUCCUCCGGGAGAUCUGUACCGGAGAGUCCUCGAACGCAAAGAAGACUAGGAGCCGAGGAGGAGAGGGGCGGUGCCAGGGGGCUACGGGCACGGAGUCCGUCACCCGUGUCUGGCCUCCUGAAGGACCACUCUGGAGGAGGACUCGGUGGGAGGCAGAAAGGAGACGUUGGUGCUAACCUCAGCCCAGCUUUGAGCGCACAGGUCGGAGUUUCUCCCCUGACCAGCCCACGGAGUCAGAGGAAAAGCGGGAGGGAGGGACGGGCGGCGGCCCAGCCUCGAACGCGGGAACGUAAGAACAGCAUCUCGGAGAUCAGCGACAACGAGGACGAGCUGCUGGAGUAUCACCGCUGGCAACGAGAGGAGAGGCUCCGAGAGCAGGAGAUGGAAAGAUUGGAGAGACAGAGACUGGAGACUAUUCUGAGUCUGUGUGCGGAGUAUAAUAAGGGUGAGACCCUGGAGGCGGGGCUAGUGCCUGGAAAGGUUGGUCACUUCCCUGGGAUGGAGGAGGGGCCAAGACAACAACCUUUCCCUGACCCCACGUGCAUGACGGCUCAACGUGGGGGAACACAGAGAGAGAGCGAUGAGGACAACCUGAAAGAGGAGUGUAGCAGCACUGAGAGCCAACACCAAGAGCACGAGGAGUCUGCUGGUGGCAGUAAGCAGGAGCUGGGUUAUCUGGUGGAGGAGCGACUCAGGGUCAUGUCUCGAGUGGAUGAGCUGAAGGCCCGCGUCACUGAACUGGAGCAGCAAAUACAGGAGUCCAGACAAGAGGCUGAGAUGGAGAGAGCGUUACUUCAGGGCGAGAGAAGGGCGGAGCUUGACAGAGUGGAGGCGGAGUUAGAGAUCAUAAAUCAGCUGCAACAAAAACUGACCGAAGUAGAGAAUGCCACACAGAGAGAGAAAGAGAAGGAGAGGGCCAGAGUCUCGGCUGAGCGGGACGUCUUGGCCAGGCUGCGGGACGGGUACACUGAGCUGAAGAGCCAGCUUCAUAAAUGCCCUGAGUCACUGAGGGAACAGUCACAGGAACAGCUGACCAGGAAGGCAGAGGCUCUGGAGGCUGGCGCUAAACGCUUCGAGGAUUUGGAAUUCCGUCAGCUGGAGAGAGAGAGCGCGUUGGAGGAGGAGAAGGAGAUGGCUAGUCGACAGCUGCUGCAGGAGAAGGCAGAGUACCAUCGCAGCGUGGCCAAGAGGAAGGAUAAGAUGGCUGCUUUGGAGAUCCAGGCCAAUCAGCUUGGCCUUCAGGCUGCUCAGGACUGUGAGAGGAUGGCCAAAGAUCGCACGCUUGCCCUACAGAUGCUCCAGAAGGAGCGGGAAAGAUUGUCUGCCUUGGAGAACAGAUACCACAGCCUAACCGGAGGAAAGAGCUUUCCCAAAUCCUCCGACACGAUAAAAGAGGAAGUACUACACAUCAGUGAACUUGACCUCACAGAUGAGGUCCCUUCCCAGCAUUCCCUGUGCCAACUACCUACUUCCUGUCACCAAACCACUCCCUUUCAGACAUAUCCCAGCAGGCCACAGGAGGAAUAUCUCAGACUCUCUGAUGUGUAUAAGAUGUAUGGAGCUGGUUGUGUCCAAACACAGAGCACCUCCCCUGCUCCCCUCUGCCUCCCUCUUCCUGCUCCCGCUGCCUCCAACGCAUCUCGUGAGGAAUACGUGACAGUCAGUCAAUUAAACCAGAUCUACGGGAUGCCCAGAGUUGACCCCUCCCCCACAUCCCCCAGCCAAUCAUUCCAGGUCACUGUGGCUGACUCCGCCCUCUCCAGUCGUACCACACUAUGUGGGUCUUCUCAGUCUCUGUGUAGCGAGAGCCAGUCUGAAUGGGGUAGGCCUCAGCUCCCCAGGCUGGAUUUAGAGCGCUGGUACCAAGAGAUCAUGUCUGCUGGGCAGCCAAGCCAGCCCUGUCCCCCUCCUCUCCCAGCUAAGUCUCACUCUACACGCAGACCCAUGCAGGUAUACAGGUGUAAACAGGAUGAGGAUGGAGCACAGACAGCAUCACGCUGCACCUCCAACGGCACGUCCUCACCGACACCGUCAAAGACAGCUACACCCGGCAGAAACACACCCACCAAGAGUCUUCAGGUGUCCCAUCUCACCAUCCUGUCAGACCUGCAGGAACUGCCAGCCGCCUCACAGAGCAAAGGCCUCGCGGUUUCCGACGACCCAAGGGCGCGCCCCACGGAGCUGAAACAGAGGCCUGCAGUCGACGCUCAGUACCACUGGGGGGCACUACAGGGCUCCCAGACCCAGCUCAACGCUCCCAUGGUGCAUCACUCUAUCUUGCACCAUCAGGCACCACCCACUGGGGACCCAGCCUACGACACCCUGAGUCUGGAAAGUUCCGAUAGCAUGGAGACUAGCGUUUCCACUGGCAACAACUCCGCUUGUUCCCCGGAAAGCAGCAGUGGCGUGGCAGGAGUGAGACUGGAGGAGAUGGAGAGAAUGUUGAAGGAGGCUCAGCAGGAGAAGGCCAGGCUGGUGGAGAGCCGCGAGAGGGAGGUGCAAGCUCGCCGGCAGCUGCUGGAAGAGGAGAGGAGGAGGCGUGAGGAGCUGGAGAGGAGACUGAAGGAUGAGGCAGAGCACAGACAGAGAUUAGUGGAAGAGGAGGUUAAACUAAGAGAGAAACACUGUGCUCAGGCUCGUCCAAUGACGCGGUAUCUGCCGAUACGGAAGGAAGAGUUUGAUCUCCGUUCCCACGUGGAAUCUUCCGGUCACUGCGUGGACACCUGUCCGUACGUCAUCGUGACAGAGAAGAUGUGCAAAGGUCAUCUCGUCAAAAUGGGCGGAAAGAUCAAAUCGUGGAAGAAGCGCUGGUUCGUUUUCGACCGCCUCAAGAGAACCUUCUCUUAUUACAUCGACAAGCAUGAGACCAAGCUGAAGGGCGUGAUCUAUUUCCAGGCUAUUGAGGAAGUUUACUACGAUCACCUGCGUAGCGCAACAAAGAGUCCGAACCCCUCGCUGACCUUCUGUGUGAAGACUCAUGACAGACUGUACUUCAUGGUUGCCCCCUCACCAGAGGCCAUGCGCAUUUGGAUGGACGUCAUAGUAACAGGCGCCGAGGGUUACACGCAGUUCAUGACCUGA
Chanos chanos (milkfish) is the source of this 4551-nucleotide messenger RNA. RefSeq names its product pleckstrin homology-like domain, family B, member 1a (gene phldb1a). Gene Ontology annotation, cellular component: basal cortex. The coding region runs from base 40 to 4551 and encodes 1503 amino acids. Gene Ontology annotation, molecular function: protein binding. The transcript is spliced from 24 exons. Gene Ontology annotation, biological process: regulation of microtubule cytoskeleton organization. NCBI's taxonomy places the organism in Eukaryota, Metazoa, Chordata, Actinopteri, Gonorynchiformes, Chanidae. The record is from RefSeq and is a predicted model, not a curated record.